Hydra vulgaris (swiftwater hydra) is the source of this 1796-nucleotide messenger RNA. Its product is annotated as 5-hydroxytryptamine receptor 1A. Gene Ontology annotation, cellular component: plasma membrane. Gene Ontology annotation, biological process: G protein-coupled receptor signaling pathway. The record is from RefSeq and is a predicted model, not a curated record. Lineage: Eukaryota; Metazoa; Cnidaria; Hydrozoa; Anthoathecata; Hydridae. Gene Ontology annotation, molecular function: G protein-coupled receptor activity.
ACUUUUAAUAUUAUUAUUAUUAUUAUUAUUAUUAUUAAUGUUGAUUGUUUUUGUUCUUUUAUUUAUAAAUCUUAAAACACACAUUGUCAUCCAUUUGUAAACAUCCUUGAAACAACUCAACUCAAAUCUAUGAUUGAUUUGCUAUAUAUAGUAAAAAUAACUUAUUGUAUUGAAAUCCCAAGUUAUAGAAGCGUGAAUGUCUUAAGUGUCAAGAAUAAACAUUUAUUUCAUAAAACAAAGAAAAUUAGCUAUCAUUAAUAAAAUUUUGAGUUUGAUAUAUUAUGUGACAGUUGAUAUAUUUAAUACAUAUUAUGUGACAGGUGAUAUAUUAUGUGAAAAGUUUGAUAUAUUAUGAGACCAUUUCCAAACAACGAACAUUUUUAAAACUUUGUUUUUGAAGAGCUGUAUACAGAUCACAUUUUCAAUUAAGAGGUCACAUUUUUAAUUAGCACAUGCGGAAUCAAUAAUCAAAGAUAAUGGAGCUUACCUAUAGACUUUUAUUUUCUGUUGGUAUUGUGACAUUAAUUUUUCUUGCAUUGGUUGGCAAUGCCCUUGUUUGCCUCGCUGUUUACUUUUCACGAAACUUACGCUCGCGCGUAAAUUACAUCAUUGUAUCACUUGCCGUAACAGAUUUGUUGAUAGCAUCGAUAGCAAUGCCUCUUUGGUUAAUGUUUGAGAUGACUCAUUUUGAAAAUUUGUCACCCAAUGCUCUCGCUAAAGUUGUAGGUUUUUGGAAUUUUAUUGAUAUGCUUGGAGGCAUCACGUCAAUCGCUAACCUAGUAGCCAUAAGUUGUGAACGACUCUGGUCAGUGUGGUACCCAUUACAUCAUCGCCGUAACAUGACAAAUAAAACCGCCGGCUUCAUUAUCUUAUCAGUUUGGAUUUACGGUAUAUUUGUAGCAGUUUUAACAGCAUGUUUAAGCAAUUGGAAUUCUUUUCCAAUUUUUUGUUCAGUGAUGGGUUUUUUUCUCCCGUUGUUACUUAUAAUAGGUGCCUAUGUCAUAAUAGCAGUUAUUGUUAAAAAAACAUCGCGAAACGUUAUCUCUAAUCGAGAAAACAUUCGAAUAAAUAUCGCAAUAAUUGUAAUUGUGCUCUUGUUUGUAAUUUGUUGGACUCCUUAUUUUAUUGCUUUGCUGCUAUCUUACUAUAGUGACAGUUUUUAUGAAUUUUUAUUAGAAAACCUGUGGCUUCGAUCCCUUUUAAAGUUUUUGCAUUAUUCCAACAGCUGUGUAAACCCUGUUGUCUAUGUAAUAGCAAAUGCGCAAUACAAAGAUGGCUUUAAAAUUGUUAUUCAAACUGGUUUUAAAUGUUGUUUCAAGAAAGAAAUAAAUGCUUCUCAGAUGAGUACGGGUCAUUUACUUAUUAGAGGUCCAUCUUUUUCUAAAAACAGUAAAACAAUAAUCAAUUGCUCCUCAAAAAGCAAAAAACAAAUUUUUAUAAACAAAAAACGACCAAAAUCUGAUGCAGAGACGCUAUGUGGCCCUCUUACGCUUGAAGAUAAAGGAUCAGAAUUCUUCCACAAUGAUUGUAUUUAUCAAACCGACGAAUACCCGCCGAAUGAUUAUUGUAUAGAGCCAGGAUUUACCCUGAAAACUGAUUACUUAAGUGAUCCUGAAUCUUUUAAAGAAAUACAAAUGUCCUUAACCAGAACCAGUUACAUUUAGUCCUGAUAGUUAAAUCAAAUUAAAACACUUAUAAGUGUUUAAUUUGUUUAACUAUUUAAUUUUUUUAAACUAAAGACACUGGAUACCUGAAAACUUAAUUUAAAAAACCUAUAUGUAAACUUAAACAAUUAU